GUAUCGAUGUCAACGACAACGACGACGACCGGGCCACCAUCUAAGCAGAGUAUCGUUGCAUUGCGGACCCUUGCCUGCAUUGCGUCGGCCGGUACUGUAAAGUCCUGUGUGUACCCUACUCACGCCACCGCAUGGGUGCAGCGGGCAUUGUCAAAGUCAGGGCGAUCCUCUUUGUCUUUCUGCUCAUCCGUCACUGGCUCAAUCGCGUUCGAGAAACCCCGACUUGCAGCUUGCUCGCAGACUGUUGGGCGUCAUUGGAGUGCAUGCUCAACCCUGCUGCACACAGAAGGGCGAUUUGCGGUGAGGCCUGUUGCGAGGAAGACGGCUGGCCCAGGAUCUCUUUGAUGUUCACGGCUCGGUUUUCUCGCCUGUUGUUUGCUCGCCUGCGCAUGCAUUGUCCACCAAGGCGUAAACGACGACAUGAUUGCCUGGCGCAUUCGGGGAGGGGCGAUUGCUGGAAGAGAAGGGGACCCCUCCUUGUCAGAGUCAGAGGUGACCCCAUCUUUCGGCAUAUUUCGUGCUUUAGUGGUUUCUGGUGUAAAUCGCCUCUCCACUCUGUCCCGGUCCUUUCUUGCGGCGGGCGACGGAUCUGAUACAACCGUCCGAGGCGUCCUGAUGGUCAUCUGCAGGGAACAAGCUGAACUUGUCGCAAGAAACGGUGAAGAAAUUUCGUCUCG
Messenger RNA from Microdochium trichocladiopsis, 677 nucleotides. RefSeq lists its product as uncharacterized. The record is from RefSeq and is a predicted model, not a curated record. The transcript has a single exon. Lineage: Eukaryota; Fungi; Ascomycota; Sordariomycetes; Xylariales; Microdochiaceae. The coding region runs from base 132 to 593 and encodes 153 amino acids.